Harmonia axyridis is the source of this 2569-nucleotide messenger RNA. RefSeq names its product phenoloxidase-activating factor 2-like. The record is from RefSeq and is a predicted model, not a curated record. The transcript is spliced from 4 exons. Lineage: Eukaryota; Metazoa; Arthropoda; Insecta; Coleoptera; Coccinellidae. The coding region runs from base 1239 to 2438 and encodes 399 amino acids. Gene Ontology annotation, molecular function: serine-type endopeptidase activity. Gene Ontology annotation, biological process: proteolysis.
AGAAAAUAUAUUGAAAAGUAAGAGGAGGAUUGGAGUACCUAUAUGUACCACUCUCGAAGGUAACUAUGUUGUAGAAAAAGUUGAAUUUUGAAGAAAAAAAAGUGUUUUUCCUGGUUUGGCCUGAGGUUUCUCAGAAAUUAGUUACAGCCGAAGUGGUUCGAGGAAAAUAUUAUCGAAAAAAGCAAAUAUAAAUGUUAGAAACUCUUAUUAAAAUCAAUCAAUCUACUAAAGAACUGAUGAUCCUAUUCUACAAUAUAUUAUACAGAGGGUUCCUGAAUUGGAAGUACAAACGCUAAUGAGAGAUUCCUUGUAUAAUUUCAAGAAAAAAUGUCUUAUCUAUUAACAUUUGCCCGAAAACGCUUUGCUUGGGGAUACAGGGUGUUCUUUGUAGUCCGCCUUUUUUCAGAUGAUUAUAUGUAUCAGUUCAUCGAAACUUUAUGAACUAUAGCUACUGAUCUGGAAAUUCAACACCAAAAUUAAUUAUUAAUUAAUUCAUCACAGAUCAUUACCUGGAUGUUUAUGAUAAUUUGAAUUUUCCUAAGGAUUACGAUAGAAUUUUUUGAAAUUUUUCUGUUCCAAUCAGUAGUUUAGUACUAGAUCAGAGUUUAUUUUCAAUUUUUUUAAAAAUACCGACUAGUGGUCCACCAAAAAAAGAGUUCGGGUGGUAAAAAGUGCAAUGUUUCACAAAAAGUGUCAACCUGUAGACUUGCAAACGGAAUCGACAUAUUACAUGAUGUGAAAUCUAAAUAGGAAUCUCAAUGCAAAAUUUCAGAUGAAAGCCUUGUGAAAUGUGGAUGAUAUGAGAAAAAAAUCAAACUUUGACACCAUCUAUCUUGAAAACCAAGCCCAUGUUUAUAGUGCAUUUUUCUCUUAAAAUCUCCCGAGGAAUCUUUCAUUUUCGUUUGCACUUCCAAUUUAAAAACACCCUAUAAAGUUAUCAUUAAAAGAUGAAAAAGAAAUUAUCACAAAUUCCUCUCCUCUAUAUGAUAUGAGCAAGCCUAGUUUUCAAAAUUGAAAUUUGUGAGUAUCUAUAAAUUGUAAAAAUUAACAUGAAAUUCAAAGAAAUAGCGUUUUCACGUACCUAAACAUGAAAAUACGACAAAUACAAAGCACUAAUAACAAAACCUCUAAUCUUCGAAAUAAACAAAAUCUAUGUUAUGAAUGAGUAACAUCCCAAAGAUAACCUUUUUAACCUCUAUGAUCGUGAACUAAUUUCAUCGAUAGACUCAUUAAUAGUUAUGAAUCUUGAAGAGAUGCACAUCAUUCACGUGCUCUUUUUAAUAUUGUGCUUUAAUUUUUGUUGUGAAGCUUCUAAGAGCAUACUAGAACACAACGACACUGCCCUAGAAUUAUUGAACAAUUGCAAGUGUACCUUGAAGGAAUACUGCUAUAAGGGUAGAUUGAAUGUUAGAGGAGUAGGCAUCAUAACAUUGAGGAGUAAAAUAACUAAUGAAUCUGAGCUGAUAGAACCUGCUGAAAUCCAGUGCUCAAAACCGUCCUACAUCUGCUGCAAAGAACCCAAUACCGACUUCGGAAACAGGGUAGACAACACACUGCAACUCCAUAUAGGAGAUGGAAAAGCUUCCUCGCUAACAAGUCAGAAAGAUACUUUUAAAGUUGGAAAAAAGCCGCUGAAAUGCGGGUUUCCCAAACCAGCAGUAAACAUCAGAAUUUCCACUGGUCCAGAUGAGAUAAGCACUGCAUUAGAUGGAGAAUUUCCUUGGAUAGCCUCCAUCUACAGGAAACAUCAACUGGAUGGAUCUUACCAGUUUAGAUGCGGUGGCUCUUUAAUAAAUGAGAUUGUUGUGUUAACUGCAGCACAUUGUGUGUAUAGCUCUAGGAAGAGACCUUUUGAAUUGAAAGUCAUAGCAAACGCUAAGAAAGAGCUGGGUGAAAUUGGCUCGAAUCCAUCUGAAGAAAGGGAGGUAAAAAAGAUUGUAGUCCAUCCUAAGUAUUAUGCUGGAGGAGCACAUAACGAUAUAGCCUUGAUUUUUCUGGAACGAAGCUACAACGACUCCAAAGACCUUAACAGUAUUUGUCUACCAAGCAGUAAUUCAAGUUAUGACAACACAAGAUGUCUUGCUGCUGGUUGGGGGGAUGGCAAUAAAAAAAAUAACGAUGGCGUCAAGCUCCUUUCAAAAGUUGAACUACCUCUAGUAGACCAAAAAACUUGCCAAGAGCAACUAAGAAAAACCAGACUUGGUCAAGAAUUCGAGCUGCAUGAAUCUGCAAUAUGUGCUGGUGGUCAGAAAGACAGAGACACCUGUAAAGGAGAUGGUGGAGGACCCUUAAUAUGUCCCAAUGAAGGAGGUUACUUUAUACAGAUGGGGAUAGUAUCAUGGGGAGUUGAUUGCGCCAAGGAGGGCCAUCCUGGUGUCUACACAAAAGUCGAGAAGUUCGUGGAUUGGAUACAUGAUAACAUUAGGGCAAAUUCGUAACAUGUCCUAAUUUUUUUUGUGUUUUUUUUUAGAUAGUUCAAGUGAAGUUUUGAGCUGAAAAUAAGUUAUUAGAUUAUUUGUAAUAUAUAUUGUGAUGUAUCUAAUGAAAUUAAAGUCGGUUUUGAAUUUUU